Messenger RNA from Salmo salar (Atlantic salmon), 3624 nucleotides. RefSeq names its product cyclin-dependent kinase-like 5. Gene Ontology annotation, molecular function: protein kinase activity; ATP binding. The record is from RefSeq and is a predicted model, not a curated record. Gene Ontology annotation, biological process: protein phosphorylation. NCBI's taxonomy places the organism in Eukaryota, Metazoa, Chordata, Actinopteri, Salmoniformes, Salmonidae.
ACGUCACUCAAAACUGUUGCUUGGCGGCGUUACUUGGUGGUGUUGUCAAGCGGAGGAGCUGCUUACUGUUGCUGCAAUUAACAUUCCUACCUUGGAUGUGGAUCCAGUUUCAUCAAUUUACAAACACUGAGUGAGGGUGAUCAGGUGAGGGUGAUCAGGUGAGGGUGAUCAGGUGAGGGGUGAUCCAGCGAGGGUGCUCCGGCGAGGGGUGAUCCAGCGAGGGUGAUCCGGUGAGGGGGAACCAUUGAAAGGAGAAUGUUUCGCGUCCUGAGGCCCACUGGUAAUCAACCCCUCCCAGGAGCCAGGAGCCCAGCCCAGACCCCCCUCCUCUAGCUGGGACACCUCUCUGACCUCACCUCACCCCAGCUGCCUUUUAACUUCAUGAAGAACUCUGACGUUGGUGAUGUGAUGAAUAAAUUUGAAGUCCUUGGGAUCGUAGGUGAAGGUGCCUAUGGAGUGGUCCUGAAGUGCAGACACAAGGAGACCAAUGAGAUUGUGGCCAUUAAGAAGUUCAAGGACAGUGAAGAGAAUGAAGAGGUUAAGGAGACCACACUCCGGGAGCUGAAGAUGCUCCGAACGCUGAAGCAGGAGAAUAUCGUGGAGCUGAAGGAAGCCUUCCGCAGGAGGGGGAAACUCUACCUGGUGUUUGAGUAUGUAGAGAAGAACAUGCUGGAGCUGCUGGAGGAACUUCCUAACGGAGUUCCGUCUGAUAAAGUCAGGAACUACAUCUACCAGCUGAUCAAAGCUAUCCAUUGGUGUCAUAAGAACGACAUAGUGCACCGGGAUAUAAAGCCAGAGAACCUUCUUAUCAGUUCUGAUGACGUCCUCAAGCUAUGUGACUUUGGCUUCGCCCGUAAUCUCUCAGAGGGAAAUGAUGCCAACUACACAGAGUACGUGGCCACUAGAUGGUACCGCUCUCCAGAACUCCUGCUGGGGGCUCCGUAUGGUAAGGCAGUAGACAUGUGGUCAGUAGGCUGCAUUCUGGGGGAGCUGAGUGAUGGCCAGCCGUUGUUCCCAGGAGAGAGUGAGAUAGAUCAGCUCUUCACCAUCCAGAAAGUCCUGGGACCACUGCCUACUGAACAGAUGAAACUCUUCUACAAUAACCCUCGAUUCCACGGGCUACGGUUCCCAGCUGUGAACCACCCCACCACCCUGGAGAGGAAGUACCUGGGGUUCAUCAGUGGAGCCCUGCUGGACCUCAUGAAGAACCUGCUGUUGUUGAGUCCUACAGAGCGGUUUCUAACGGAGCAGAGUUUGGACCACCAUGCCUUCCAGACACCGCGACCAGUGGAGCGACCUGGACCUCCUACACCCACACCAGUCCGCUCCUCUAAGAGGAAGCCUCAUCACACGGACAACAGCGCCCCCACCAGGAGUCAUGGUGUUAAGGGUUCAGACCACCACCGCUCAGCUAGUAGAGACUGUUCCAGCCUGCCCCGUCAUGAAGACCUCCAACCUAGCAAUCACCCUAGCAACGACAGCUUCCUGAAUGGCAACAGCCUGAGCCCCACCCUCCGCCCCAAGACCUAUGCCACACCCCCCCAGCUCCUGAAUCGCUCAGCCUCCUGCUCCAAGGACCUAGCCAACAACAACCUGCCCCACCUCCUCAGCCCCAAAGAGACCAAGAACAAAGACUUUGACUUCACCUCCGGAGCCAAGGCCUCAGAUGGGCCGGGAGCCAAGUACCUCAAGUCCAACAGCCGCUCUCAGCAGAACCGCCAUAGCUUCGUAGAGGGAAAGACCAGCACCCUGAUGUCUGGAGACAAACACAGAGCCAGAGACCGAGACCGCCACAGCUACAUGGGGGAGCAUGGGUCCUCUAAGUCUACAGGAGGGUUAGGGUUAGCAGGAGGCUCCUAUAUAAACCUGUCUAAGAGCCACGGGGCCCUCAACGACGCCAAGUCAGUAGGGAACCUUAGCGACCCACGUUUCCAUGGUGACGAACUUCCAUCACGCUACUUCCCUACUUCCUGUCUGGACCUCAAUGCUCCUGGCAGCCCGGCGACCGGUCAUCAUCGUCACAGCCCUGCAGGCCGGCGCUCGGAGAGAGAGAGCAAUACGCUAGACUCCUCCUCCCGACGCACCUCCUCACGACACAAGAGCUCUGAGGAGGCCAAGUCCCCAGAGGGAGGAGACCCGGGAGGAGGAGGAGGAGGUGGAAGCCAUGGUCACUCCCUGUCCGCCCCUCAUGAGGCCUUCCCCUACGGCCUGGGCUACACAUCCCCCUUCUCCUCCCAGCAUAGACCUCACCGCCACUCCAUGUACGUGCGGCGGGAGCGUCAGAGGACCCACGGGGGGGGCAGUGAGGGGGGGCUGGCGGUGGGACAGGGGAUGUCCACCAGAGCCUCCAGCCUCCAGCUCCUCUCUCCCCAGCUGCAGCACCGCACCCUGCCCAGGCACUCUGAAGGAUCUUCUACAGAGGACAUUACCAGGCUACAGAGCAGUGAGGGUCCGGCACCCAGUGAGGCGACCCCCCACACCAGGCCACCUAUUAGGGACUCAACGAGGGACAACACCAACUCAUUUCACACUCAGAGACAGAAAACCACUGAGGUGGGGAUGUUCCAUGAGCAGCACCCAGAGGACGGAGUCUCUUCUAAAGAAAACCGCAUCAUCUACAGUGAGUCCAUGCCCAGGAGGGUUGGCAGCUUCUAUAGAGUGCCGUCCCCGCGGCCAGAUAACGGAGGUCAGGGCAGCAGGGGGACAGGAGGGGGGGCAGUGGACGGAAGCACCUUGACCAACCAUCCCAAACGCCAGCCAGCCUUUGACCCCUGGAUGCGCCCAGAGAUGGUGGUGAUGAACCAAUCAGAGCCGACCAAAGAAAAGGAGAAGCAGGGCUUCUUCAGAGCAAUAAAGAAGAAGAAGAACAAGUCCCAAACGAACCAACCAGAUCCAUCAAACGCUCAACCAGGAUGUCAUCAGGAGGUCCCAGGUGACGGGGCGGAUCACAUGGUCGCCCAGAAGUCCGCCCGGUCAUCGGGUCAUCAGAGCAGCCGCCACCGGAACCAGGAGCGGGACCAAUCACGGGAGAGAGACAGAGACCAAUCACGGGACAGAAACUGGCCAUCAGAAAAAAUGUCUGAUGCACACUGUCAGAGCCAGCCUCUCAAGUCUCUACGGAAGCUCCUUCACCUCUCCUCCUCCUCCACCACCUCCAAUCAAACGGCUCCAUCUGAUAUGCGCUUCCAGCCCAACUCCACCUCGACUAAAGCGGGUUUCAGUGAGGGUCCCAAUCGGAGCCACGCAGGCUCCAGCACCCCCCAGCUGAAGAGCAGGCAGGCCGCCUACCCCCUCCCUGGUCAGAUGGAGACCAGCUGGCACACCUCGGCCCUGGGCAGAGCUGAGGGAAACCCUUACUCCGAGCAACAUGGAGGGAGGGAGGGCAAGGGGGGCCAGAACGGACAUGGGUUCGGACGGCCCUCACGCUCACGCAUUCCAAAUCUCAAUGACCUGAAAGAGACUGCUCUGUAGAGAGCUGCUUUAACCUUGACCCCUGACCCCAGACCUCUCUCUGCUGCCCAGACCUCUCUCUGCUGCCCAGACCUCUCUCUGCUGCCCAGACCUCUCUCUGCUGCCCAGACUUCUCUCUGCUGCCCAGACCUCUCUCUGCUGCCCAGACCUCUC